AUGUUCGCUGAAUUGAGAAAGCUCGUCCGUUCCAUGAAGAAGCGUCGUAAUGUCAUUCUUGAACUCAAUGAUACCCAAAGUGCCCGAGUAUUAAGAAAGAUGGCUAAAAAACGUGGUCCAACUGAACCAAUUGCUCCAGACUGUGAAUCUACAGUAGUCGACUGUCCAGACUCAACUGAUGUUCCUCUUAUGGCCGAUGUUUUUGGCCAAUCCAACCCUCGCCGGGUCAUCGAUGCCACUGUUUACGAAAAUGCCAACGUCAAUUCUAUGAUGACAUCUGUGAUGAAUUCUAUGGCAUCUGGAGUGUGUUCUGACUGCACUGCUAAUAGUGAUGAUGAAGAUGACCUUGUUGAAGCUACUCUUGGAAGAAUCGAACCAUCAAACUACAAGAAGAACAUGUCUGUGGCCAAGUCUGUUCACAGUUACGCCAUCAGUCCUUCUGAAUUUUGUGAGGAUGAACCCAGUGAAAUAAUGGAAAUGUCACAUCAAGACAGUGAGAAGAUUGUCUCUCAGUUCUUUGGUACUACAAUGACAUCCAUCGAAAGUUCAGUACAAUCGAGUGUGGAAGCCUACAAUGAGUAUAUCAGACUCAAACACACAAUGUAAGUAAUUUAAUUUAUAAUUUACAAAAAACAUACUAAUUAUGAUUUGUUAUGGUAACUUAUUUUCAUUUUCAAAUGUUAAUUUAUAUUAUUUUAGUCGAGUAAUCCAAAAGAUGUCUCAAAAUGGCGCCGCUCAAGCUGGAACUCAAGCUGAUAUGAUUAAAAUGUACCUGAAGGGUCUGAUUACUUGUCUAGAAGAUAGCAUCAAGAAACUAGAACAAGAGUACCCAAAACUGCACGAUUAUACUCACAAGAAGCACAAGAAGUUCCAUUCCAAACUUCAGAAGGUCGACGAGACUGAAGAAGUCUUCGAAGUUCAGAUUUGA
Molecule: messenger RNA, 928 nt
Organism: Bursaphelenchus okinawaensis
Lineage: Eukaryota; Metazoa; Nematoda; Chromadorea; Rhabditida; Aphelenchoididae
Source: the annotation of a GenBank genome assembly